Xyrauchen texanus (razorback sucker) is the source of this 2169-nucleotide messenger RNA. It is a transcript of the gene znf653, whose product is annotated as zinc finger protein 653. The coding region runs from base 8 to 1933 and encodes 641 amino acids. NCBI's taxonomy places the organism in Eukaryota, Metazoa, Chordata, Actinopteri, Cypriniformes, Catostomidae. The record is from RefSeq and is a predicted model, not a curated record. Gene Ontology annotation, biological process: regulation of transcription by RNA polymerase II. Gene Ontology annotation, cellular component: nucleus. Gene Ontology annotation, molecular function: transcription coregulator activity. The transcript is spliced from 10 exons.
GUGAAAGAUGGCGGCUGCGAACACGGACUCAAGAGGAUCCGGAGAUCAAAUCAAAGCCAUAUUACGCCGCUGUAGAGGUCGACCAAGGCUGACGGACGCGGAUCGGGCUCAGCGGCGACUGGAGUCGCGGAAGAAGUACGAUGUUCGGCGGGUUUAUCUGGGAGAAGCGCAUCAGUUCUGGAGCGAGUUGCGCCGACGCACGAGCCUGAGCGACGCGGGGCUCGCGGAGUAUUUAAUCAUGUUAAAUUCAGCAUACGGAGAUAAAUACCAAGAGAAAUACGGCAAGAGUAAAAACCUACCUGAACAAUGCAACAGUCAUCGGAAAGGGAAGAAGGUGUCUGCCACCAGUUUGCAGAAUUUAAUGAGCUGGUAUCAAGGGCACUGCCAGUCAUGCCCCCAUGAGCCUGAACUGCGGGCAGUGGAGCCAACAGUGGGUUUGUCCACAUCUGCACUUUGGCAGUGUGUGUCUGGUCAUUCGUUUGUGCAGUACCUCCCCUGGCCUGCAGGGGCCGACUCUGAGUCAGAAGUGGAAGACGACAAUAAUGAGAAAGAUGAUGGCGUUCCUGAGAAGAAAUCUGCUCUCUGUGAGAAUAUCAAGAGGAGGAAGACACUACAAAACCAAAAGGAAUUGCAAGAUGCAGUCGAUGAGCUGGAAAGUGACGCUGAACAAUCUUCUCCAAUGGCUCAUCAGAUGACAUGCACAUCACUCAGUGACCUCCCAGGAGCCCCUGCAGCCCACAGGAGCCCCUCUUCCGAGCGCAGUUUGGGAAACCAUGCCGUGUGGGCGAUGGAGGUGCUCAUGGACCAACAAGCACAAGCCGCCAUAGCCGAGUCCGACGGGAAGGCCUCAACUCGGGUUGCGUCAAGAGACGCCAACCCUGUCCUGAAGCAGGCGGACGGGUCGAGACCUUUAGAGAAGGCGGAAAGUUAUGAGUGCGUGGUUGUCACGACACCCUUGACGGACAAGCGAGAAAGGGAGGAUGUGGCCGAUCAUUCUCAAGAAGGUGUGAGGGAGGCGAUCAUGCACUCAAUUGAUCAAGACAUGACGCACACGCCGUUGGCGGCCGCCGAAACCCAGAGCGAGCUGUAUGAGACUCAGGAUCUACAGAAGGUGAUGGACGGCUGUGAGCUGCCAGACCAGCGCUCCACACUGGAAGGGUCACAACUGAUCAUAAUUACAGGUCCCAGUUACGAGGCUCUGACGUCUGAGAGCAUUCAGCUGAACGUGGGUGGUGGCGACGUGGAGGAGGUCACUUGUACUGUGAUCGGGGACAUGACGUAUAAUCACAUGUGCCAGUCAGGAGUGACCUCAGGUCCCAACACAGUCACAGAUAUGGGUGAUAAGCAGUUGUUUGAAUCCAGUGAAGAAACACACUGUCCGAAGGAGCUUCAGAGAUCUUUGAAUAGGACUAAGAAGAGCCGAAGGGGUCCAGUAAUUGAGGCAGAUGGCAUGCUGAAGAUGUUCCACUGCCCAUAUGAAGGAUGCAGUCAGGUGUACGUGGCCAUCAGCAGUUUCCAGAAUCAUGUGAACCUAGUACACAGGAAGGGUCGGACCAAAGUCUGUCCACAUCCAGGCUGUGGGAAAAAGUUUUAUCUGUCCAAUCACCUUCACCGUCACAUGAUCAUACACUCAGGAGUGCGAGACUUUAUCUGUGAAACAUGUGGCAAAUCCUUCAAACGCAAGAAUCAUUUAGAGGUGCACAGACGAACACACACUGGAGAGACGCCGUUACAAUGUGAGAUAUGUGGGUAUCAGUGUCGACAGCGAGCGUCACUCAACUGGCACAUGAGGAAACACACAUCUGAAGCGCACUUCAACUACACAUGCGAGCACUGCGGCAAACGUUUCGAGAAACUUGAUAGUGUCAAGUUCCACAAACUCAAGAGCCAUCCAGACAAACAAGCACCUGAGGAGAGAAUGAUUGACUCUUAAAGAAAAAAGACUUGAGUAUGUGCACAGUUUUAUUAAGGCUAAACUUGAACGAAGAGUUUCUUUUAUCUGUUAUAGCAUUUGUGUACUUUGUGUAAUUUUUGAAAAACCUUUAGGGUCUGGUAUUGGCCUAAAAAUGUUUAAAUGCUUGCUGAAUCAUAGAAAAGAGUAUGAAUGGACAUGGAACUUUACUGUGCUGGACGCAGAAAUUGGAAACACAGAUUCUACUUUUUCUGACA